Messenger RNA from Didymodactylos carnosus, 480 nucleotides. Lineage: Eukaryota; Metazoa; Rotifera; Eurotatoria; Philodinida; Philodinidae. The record is from the annotation of a GenBank genome assembly.
AUGGGUAUCGCGGAAGUGCCGACGAGGGCUCUGCCUCCUAAACGAGGUCACACGCACGAUGCAGAGGAAGUUGUACAUCGAGAAACACAAACACGAAAACAAGAUUUAAAUAUACAACAUUCGAAUUCAACAAGUGAACGAGAUAAGAAAGAUUUUCUUAUUAUUAGUCGUGAUAGAGGAAAAAAACGUUCAUCGUUUCAAACACAAUUACAGACAACAAACAAUGAAAAUAAUCAUAACAAAUAUAAAUAUACAAUAAUAAGUGAUAUAUAUUCAUCUGUUACUAUUAAAUCUGUAUUUCCAUUAACGUGCUUAUAUAUUAAGCAAAAGCUUUAUAAUGAAGAUGGAUGGUAUUAUGAAUUUGGUGUCAGUGGUUUUGUAUUAAUUGAUUUGGCCAAUAAUAAAAAACUGUUUACACCGAGUAAAAUCCCAACAGAAACUUCAUUAAUCAAAGCUGUACGAUUGAAUAAAGGUUUGUAA